AUGAUAUAUCCAGAAAAACUCCAACUAAUGGUGAAACGCUCUUUAAAGGUGUACCCGGAAAAGCCUUUAAAGUUUUCUGACGAAGAAGGAGCAAAGCUUGAAGCAGCAAUUUUUGGCUUAUUUUUAGUGGGAAUCAGUGAAAUGCAGAUGCGCUUUUUGAAUAACCCCGAAAAUUGAAAUUUAUCUCUCCUAUUAUUUAGAGACAUAUUGCAAAGGCGUUAUUCAGUACAUAAAAAAAAUUUCCAACUUGGAAGAUGCAAUAAUAAGCUAUAUUCAUUGAAGAGAAAACUUCAUCAUGGUUAA
Blepharisma stoltei is the source of this 303-nucleotide messenger RNA. NCBI's taxonomy places the organism in Eukaryota, Ciliophora, Heterotrichea, Heterotrichida, Blepharismidae. The record is from the annotation of a GenBank genome assembly.